Ornithodoros turicata is the source of this 4033-nucleotide messenger RNA. RefSeq lists its product as uncharacterized. Bases 106 to 3954 code for a protein of 1282 amino acids. Gene Ontology annotation, biological process: carbohydrate metabolic process; chitin catabolic process. The record is from RefSeq and is a predicted model, not a curated record. Gene Ontology annotation, cellular component: extracellular region. The transcript is spliced from 33 exons. NCBI's taxonomy places the organism in Eukaryota, Metazoa, Arthropoda, Arachnida, Ixodida, Argasidae. Gene Ontology annotation, molecular function: chitin binding; chitinase activity.
UUCUAGAUGAUCUCGCGGGCAGGCAGGCAGGGCAGGCAACCGGACCAGUAGACGAGGAGGAGCGCGUGCGAUAGCGCUGGUGCCCCGAACAACUGAUCGGCGGCCAUGGCGUUCGCAAUGGCUAAUAAGGGGCCAUACCUAGAGAAUUAUAAAGAGACCGAAGAGCCGAUUCUUGGUGGUUCCCCCAGCAGUUCGGGGUCUGGGCGCCGAUAUCUCUCAUGGGAGGCCAUGCUGGUCAUCCUUUGCGGUAUCGUACUCUCACUCGUCUUCGCCUUCUUCAUCCACUCCGCCAUACACACCAAGUCGAGACCCAGCCUCGGUGCUCUGGACGGCUCGCAAAGCAUCGAUAACGAACUUGGCGACUGGCCUAGCAACGAAUAUGAACGGAUGCACGCCAAGAAGGAGCACUUCGACGACGCUACGUUUGAAGUGGCCCAGCCCCCGAAAAUGAAGCCCAAAGAAACAAAGGACCAUCGUGCACAGCAGAAGCCGCACAAGCAGCAACACGGUUACAUGGUCACGUUUCCCAAGAGACCAACGAGGGAGUCACCUAAAGCGGACACCUCCUCUGCCGCACCGGAACGUCCAUUUGAAGAUCGCGAGCCACCUGUUGGAUCCUUAGCUCCCAAAAGAGUCCUCAACCACUUGGUGUGCGUGCUCUCAAGCAAUGUAACGGCGUCGUCUCAACUACCUCGGGAACAAUGUACUCACCUCGUUUACAACGAUAUCACCUACGAGAAACAUGCCAAACGAUUUGCCCCCACAAUCAACAGUUCGGGGUUCGUAGCCUUUAUGAAGUUGCGCGAGCAGGCUGCAACGCUCAAGCUUGUCGUGGGACUCAACGGGCAAUUCUUUCGCAACCUGAGUGACACUGUGGAAAAGAACGCUGCGGGAGUGCAAGCUCUGGCUCAAGAAAUGGUUACUUGGUUGACUCUCAAUGAACUCAGCGGCAUCGCACUUACGGGACAGCUCAUCAUGUCUUCCAGACAUCACCUCAUCGUAAAGACCCUCAGGAUUUUCCACGAGGCUUUGCAAGCCGUCGGAGAACCUAAGCCCAUUUUACUGUAUGGUGGCUACGUGGCGACGUUGCAGUAUCCCGAGAAGAUGAUCAUGGGACGCUUAAAAGAGAUUGGGAGUGUAACUGACCUGUUGGUCAUCGAGAGCCAUUACCACGAAGAGGAACAGUUCUGUAAAAUCGUUUACCCGUCCGUCUACGUCAAGAUAGGCGACUACCCUGCAAGCAUACCUAUUAAAACCGCCAUGAUAUGGAUGGAGAUGCUGAAGGAAGAUCGUCCGUCGAAAAACAGCACUAACAUGUGUUUCUCCCUGAGCAUGGCCACGUUGUCUUUUGACGUGACCCUGGACGACCACACUGUCCCCGGGACCUGGUGUCAGGGCCGGAAAUGGAUUAACUACGGAAGUAUGUGCACGUCGAAAACGUGGGUCGUUCCCGAAGAAGACACCACAGUUCUUUCGACGUUCCGUCGCAAGAAACAUAACUGGGUAUCCUACGACAGUGACUACGCUAUACGAGAAAAGGUUGGCCGGGCGAUGGACGUGUUCCACGGCGUCUGUGUGGCCGUGUAUCACGUGGACCACGAUGACAAUGAGGGACUAUGUACCGAGCAGACGAUCUUUCCUCGUCUAAGCUCCAUACGGGAGGUGCAGAAGAAUCACGUGGACCGGGAGUAUUUUGGGAUAGAAAAGAAACCUGUGCCGUUGUCUCACGACCGCGAGAGGUCCAAAGAAGUUCCACCAAACAACACUCUCAUCUGCGUCGUCAGCGAGUUCCCCACGGACCUCGACCACUACCCGACAGAGUUCUGCACGCACGUCGUGUACCGGGACGUGGUGUUCUUCUCUGAGCACCGCUGGUUCCUGCCCAAGGAGCACGAACACGGAUUCCACGCGUUUAUGCAACUGGCAUCGCGUACGCACGCUCAGUUAUUCAUCGGACUCGACUCUCAGCAGCUGCCGGACUUUUACAUUCCCGUCUGGAGAGACCCCAGCAAGCAGGGACACUUCUCUCGAAGCGCCGUGCACUGGCUCAACGCUCACGGCUUGGAUGGCAUCGCCCUACUGGAUCAGCACGUUUCAUCAUCCUCUGUGGUCAAGAAGUACUUUCCCCUUGUCAAGAGGCUCCGACAAGAAUUCGAAAGAUCUGAACGCAAAUUGUCUAUCAUGGUCGGAAUGAGCUUGAAGGACUAUGCUUCGACACCCGAAGACAUCGCAGAAGCGUUAGAAGAUAUUACGAGCGUUUCGGACUACUUAAUCAUCGAAACACACUACAUGAAGCCCUCAACGCCCUGCAGAGUGACCCUUCCAUCUACGUAUCUGGAACACGAUGUGUUGUCCACGACGACUCCCGUGCGUACCGCUGUGUCCUGGAUGAAGUUACUGAGCGUCGAAAACCAAACCAGUGCCACCCUGUGUGUCUCGCUUAGCAUGGCAGCCAUCAACUUCCGUAUAAGGUCGCCCUCCGACAAUGUCACGUGUAAACUUGAGAAAUGGGUCAACUUCCGAGAGACUUGUUCGACAGGGGAGAACUACGAGCCGACGGCUAAGUUUGCCGAUGCUAUUACCGCGUAUCGCAAAAAUAAGAACACCUUGCAGGCCUUUGAGAAUGAAGAGACCAUCAGAGAAAAGGUUGAAAGAGUGGUUAGUCUCUUUCCAAAAGCAUGCGUGGCGGCUUUCCAUGUGGAAUACGAGGACUCUCUGGGACAGUGCCACAGCAAAUUUUCCAGGCUGGCUACAAUCGAGGCAACUCUGAAACGCGGGCCGAAUCCAAAUCUGAGAGACUUGAAACCGAGGAGGAAAGAUCUAGGUCCUGGAGGAAUCGAUACCCGUGGUCGCAUCGGCAAGCCUGAUGAUGAAAGCCCAACGUCGACGACACGAAAUCCUGCCACACGCCCUCACAACCUGAUAUGCGUUAUGUCCGACAAUACGACGGAAAAGUCGCAGUUUCCUGACAAACUGUGCGACUUCAUCGUCUACAACGACCUCACCUACGACGGCCAGCUUGACAAGUUAAUCCCCAAGAACAAUGGUAGCGGCCUACAAAUAUUUUCUUCCAUCGCCGAGCAUCAAGCGGGCAACCACUUGGUGGCCGUCAGUCAGGAAGACAUUAGCGGUUGCCUUGAGAAGUGGAAGGACGCCCUGGCGCUCUCCCACUUUGUCAUCACCACAACGGCCUGGGUUCGAAAGAACAAAUUCGAUGGACUCGCGUUCCUUAAUCAACGUGUCCCGCCGAGCGACAUGCCCACUAUUCUGAAAAUGCUUCACAAAUUUCAUGAAGCCUUCAAGGAGAGCCGACCCCGUUCACUGCUUCUCAUGUUCGGAGCACAGAUCAGCAACCCCCACAACGCGUCAUUUGUGAAGGAAUACCUCCACAACUUGGAACAGAUUGCAAAGGUGGCGGACUACACCAUCGUCGAGACUCAUCACCAAGCUUCUCAACCGUGCCGCACUCACCUCCCGAAUGCGUUCAGAGCAUACAACGAGAAAGCCGACAAUGUCCCCGUCGUGACUGCGUUGGACUGGAUCAAGAAUCUUCAGCAGAGUGUGUCUCCUACCCCUGCUGUAUGCUACUCCUUGAGCUUGGCUUCCCUCCUUUACACCACGAGCAACGCAGAGGGUUCAGAGGUCGGAGUGCCGUGCGUGCACGAGACGCUUACUCGCUACAAUCAGACGUGCCGGAGAAACGACUGGUCUCAUCCCGUCAAGGUAGAGAGCGCCCUUUCGUCGUAUCAGCACAAGGGAGAUCAGUGGGAAUCCUUCCAGCCCGAGGAAGCAGUCACCAAGAUGCUCCGACUGGCGGUGAAGAUCAACCCGACGGCCUGUGUGGCUGCAUACAUGGUGGACUAUGAAGACAAUGCGGGUAUCUGCGAACGUGGCAAGACAUUCCCUCGGCUCGGCGCUAUGCGCUCUGUUCUGGACCAAUUGCGAACACUAUGAUUGUUUCAAGUCGUCAACAGUGUAUAUACCCUUGCUGGUGAAGUCAUAAUUGCUCAUGAAAACAGCUUCCUCCUCCAAA